UAAAAAAAUAAUUAUGGGCGUAGAUUUUGGGAACACUAUUCAAAUGAUAGUUGAUAAUACUAAAACAAUUGAAAUAUCUCAAACUGUUGAAUUUCCCAAAAAUGUUGUUUUUGAUGUUAAUAGUCUAGGUUUAGGGGCACAAACCAAACGAAUCAAACAUCCUUGCGAUGAUCUUAAUCAAUUGAAACUAUAUUCAUGGGCAUGGAAAUAUCUUUCAAAUUCCGCUCUAGAUCCAAAAUCUUGUAAUAUUAUUAAUAAUAAUUCUCAAUUUAAUUGGAUUCGUAAUUUUGGCCAGGAUGAUGAAUCUAAGACACCAUGGUUAUAUAGUGCUUUUAAUCCUAUAAUUAUUCCUAAUAAUUAUUUGUAUGUAUCUUAUGAAGAUAUUAGUUCAUUACGUUUGAAGUUAGAAUUUGCAAAGAAUAAUUCAAUCGGAGGAAUGUCUAUAUCUGAUGUUAGUUAUGAUGAUAACAACAAUAGUUUAUUAAAUUUUAUGCAACCAAUACGAGGUAAAUCGGCAGUUGGAAGUUCAUCUCCAUCGAAUGAUUCAGGUAAUGGAAAAUCUAAAUCAAAUCCUAAUGAUUCAAUUCUUCCUAACAUAAGCAAACAUAAAGCCGGAGUUAUCGUCGGAUUAGUUCUUGGAAGUAUAUUUGGUCUACUUUUAUUGGGAAGUUGCGCGUACAUGUAUCGUCAAAAAAUUCUUCUUAAACCCGAUGCUGGAUAUAUUAAUCCAGAAUCAUCUUCAAAUCGAGUUGUUUCUUCGACUACUAUACAACAUGAUCGUCGGAUCAUCGAUCAUCUAACUAUCGAAUGA
Messenger RNA from Funneliformis caledonium, 811 nucleotides. The record is from the annotation of a GenBank genome assembly. Lineage: Eukaryota; Fungi; Glomeromycota; Glomeromycetes; Glomerales; Glomeraceae.